ACGGAUAAUGCAACUGCAUGGCUUCGAAUGGGUGCAUGUCAUCGUGAAUUAGGAAAUUUGCAAAGCGCUGUAGAAUUUUAUAAAGCGGCGGUGGAAGAAUUACCUGAUGAUUUGGAUGCUAAAAUGGCUCUUGCUGAAGUAUACGAAGGAUUAGGUGAAAAUGAAAGGGCUCUUGAAAUGGUUAAUUUAGUUCUCGAGCAUCGUAAAUCUAAAAGAGCGACGGAUGAAACAAUACAACCACAACAGGCAUCAACUGCGCAAAAUAGACCUACUGCUCUUGACAUCUAUGAUGUUCCCUCAACAUUUCCGCCAAGCGUUGAUUCAUCUCUAAUUCAUGAAUUGGAAGAAACGAAAGCCAACGCUUUCCAAAGAACACAGGAAGAACAUAAAAGACAACAAGCUGAAAAAGAAAAGGAGACAAAGAUUCAAUUUCAUAGGCUUGAAUUAUUAUAUGCUCGUUUAAGGGCUGGUGACAAAAAAUCUGCUGAAGA
Molecule: messenger RNA, 491 nt
Organism: Racocetra fulgida
Lineage: Eukaryota; Fungi; Glomeromycota; Glomeromycetes; Diversisporales; Gigasporaceae
Source: the annotation of a GenBank genome assembly